UCAGAAAUUCAAUCCCUUGAAACGUGGACUCCUCGGCUUACGAGAUCGCUCCUUUCCAGGAACGGGACAAGACAAGCGGAACGUCAACUUUCUUGGUUCGUCGUCUUCUUCGUCUUCUUUCUGACGAAGACUCGAAAUUUGGUUCGAUAGAUCGACUAAUCCGACGACGACCUCCAUUUUCUGGCUCGAACCCAAGCUCGCUCGAAGCGGAGAGAAGGACGCAAGAGCACCGCCUGGACUUACGAGGGAUGGAGACGAUAGAGCAUGCGACGGUCCCCACCAACGGCAUCAACAUGCACGUCGCGUCGGUCGGCGGCGCCGGCGGCGACACGGUCCUCUUCCUCCACGGCUUCCCCGACCUCUGGUACACCUGGCGCCACCAGAUGCUGUCCCUCGCCGCCCUCGGGUACCGGGCCGUCGCCCCCGACCUCCGCGGCUACGGCGACACCGACGCGCCCCCCUCCGCGGCGUCGUACACGGCGUUCCACAUCGUGGGCGACCUGGUCGGGCUCCUCGACGCGCUCGGCGUCGAGCGCGUGUUCCUGGUGGGGCACGAUUGGGGGGCGGUCAUGGCGUGGUACUUUUGCCUGCUGAGGCCCGAUAGGGUUAAGGCGCUGGUGAACACGAGCGUCGUGUUUCAGCCGAGGAAUCCGAAGAGGAAGCCCAUCGAUUCGCUGAGGGCGUUGUUUGGCGACGAUUACUACAUCUGUCGGUUUCAGGAACCUGGAGAAGCUGAAGAAGACUUUGCACGAGCUGAUAUCACAAAACUUAUGAAGCUAUUUCUCACAAGCCGGAAUCCAAAACCACCUUGUAUUCCGAAAGAAAUAGGAUAUUCAGGUUUGGCCAACUCUCGAGAUAAAUUGCCCCCUUGGCUGUCAGAGGAAGACAUCAAUUAUUAUGCCAGCAAAUUCAGUCAGAAAGGCUUCACUGGAGGAUUGAAUUAUUAUCGAGCGUUAAACUUAACUUGGGAGCUGGCUGCACCAUGGACUGGAGUACAAAUUAAAGUGCCGGUUAAAUUUAUUGUUGGAGACCUCGACAUUACCUAUCAUGUACCCGGUGUUAAGGAGUACAUUCACAAUGGGGGGCUCAAGAAACUUGUGCCAUUCUUGCAAGAAGUAGUCGUGAUGGAAGGAGUGGCUCAUUUUCUCCAGCAAGAAAAGCCAGAGGAAGUUACUAAUCACAUUUAUGACUUCAUCAAGAAAUUUUGAGUUUUAUGUACCUUCAAAAGUUUUCUUUGAAGAAGGAGAAGUGAAUCGUUUCAUCUCCGUCUCCACAAAAUAACUGGAACGUUUGCUGAGGAUGGGCUUUGUUGUUUCAGAUGUUGCUUAUUUUAGCUACUGGUUCAGAGUUAUAUGUACAUAUUUCUCACCUGUAUUAUGUCGUUCUUGUAACAGGGAUAAGAGAAGUGGAACGAUUUCUGAACACCCCAUAAGUAGAGAUGGUCAAGAAUUAAACUCCUUA
Eucalyptus grandis is the source of this 1461-nucleotide messenger RNA. Its product is annotated as epoxide hydrolase A. Gene Ontology annotation, molecular function: hydrolase activity. The transcript is spliced from 3 exons. Bases 249 to 1208 code for a protein of 319 amino acids. The record is from RefSeq and is a predicted model, not a curated record. Lineage: Eukaryota; Viridiplantae; Streptophyta; Magnoliopsida; Myrtales; Myrtaceae.